ACGGGCACCUGCGCGAGUUCGCCGGCGUUCGGUUGAGUCCGCCUUGUUUACCGUUGUGUAGCGGAGAGAGCCGAGAAUCGCACGCUUGUGAUACCGCUUGGUUGGAAGGCGGAAAGCACCUCAGUGGCAAGGUGUGAGGAAAUGGAGGAAGAGUUGAAAUGUCCGAUCUGCCGACGAUUUUAUACUAAACCAGUUUUAUUUCCUUGUUCACACUCUUUCUGCAUGGCCUGUGCUGUCAAUCUGCAGGAACCUGCCCAGCAGUUGAUUCCGCAAGUGACAUGUAGCGAAGACGGCACCCAGGUAAUCAACGACACCGUCGACUUUCCUGAAAUUGACAAAGUCAGCAUCGUUUCGGAAACUGACAGCGGGGUGGUAUGUAAUAGCCGACCAUCAAGCUACGUGGGUACCCCAAGCCUGGCCAACAUCUUUACCCAGACGCUACAGAGUUGCACCUAUGGAAUUAAGUGUCCCCUGUGUCACAAGCUUGUGUUUCUUGACGACUCCGGGGCUCAUGCGCUACCCCCACAUCGUGUUCUAGAAGCGAUCGUGGAUAAAUACACCCAACAAAAGCAUGUUGAGAUUAAAUGUGAACUUUGUGAAAAUGGCAGUUCCAACGCUACAACUAUGUGUGAGCAAUGCGAGGUGUUCUACUGUGAUACCUGUCGCGAUAGUUGUCACCCGUCCCGAGGGUCACUGGCAAAACAUAAUCUGGUCGCCCCUGCCCAGGGGAAGACGAUCCUCAGGGCCAAAAACAAAUCCAAGGAUGCUAAAUGUUACGAACAUUCGGAGGAGCAGCUGAGCAUGUUUUGCACUGGAUGUAAAAUACCUGUGUGUUUUACCUGUUCUCAGGAAGGACGCCAUACCACUCAUGAUGUACAAGCUUUAGGGGCUUUGUGUAAAGGGUCUAAGAGUGAACUUUCACAGAACUUACAGUCAUUAUCAGAAAAAGCCAAAUCAGGGACAGAGUUUAUCCAGCGAUUGAAAGCAAUGACAGAGAGUGUCAAUGGCAACUCUAAUGAGUUUGAAGCGACAGUGGUGGCACAGUGUGAUGCUCUGAUCGAGGCCAUCAAGAAGAGGAAGGUGGAGCUGCUGGAGAGUGUGCAGGUGGAGAAGGACAACAAGGUGAAAACUCUCAAGGAGCAGGUGUCUCACUGCACCUCACUGCUACAGAGGACCACUGGACUGCUGCAGUUCUGUAUAGAGGUCCUCAAGGAGAGCAACCCAUCGUCCUUUCUACAGGUAUCAAAUGGACUGAUUGACCGAGUAGCUGCUGCUGACACCAACUUUAACAAGGAGAUGGAACUUGCUCCAAGGGUGUCGCCGGAAUUCGAGCUGACGUUAGACAACACACCUGCUUUACAUGCCGUCCAGACCCUCAACUUCUUCCAGAUGAAAGAUGGUAUUAUAGCACCAGGUCAGCCUUUCAUCAUCCCAGAAGAAUGCAGUGCAGAGAACAACAGUGUCACCAUCGCUUGGCAACCGUAUCCAAGCAGUGUCGUAGAGGCCUAUACUCUAGAAUUAGAUGACGGAAAUGGUGGAGAUUUUCGGGUGGUGUAUGUGGGGCGGGAGAUGAUUUGCACCGUGGACGGACUACAUUUUCACAGUAUUUACAAUGCCCGGGUGAAGGCCCACAACCAUGCUGGGGAAAGUCCAUACAGCGAGCUGGUAUCACUACAGACAGCUGAGGUGGCCUGGUUCACGUUUGACAACACAACGACCCACCAGGACAUUAUGUUCACCAACAACAACCUCAGUAUCACCUGCAACAGCUUUGACCACCGGGUGGCACUAGGCACAGUUGGCUUCUCCAAGGGCAUCCACUACUGGGAGGUGACCAUUGACCGCUAUGACAGCCACACUGACCCCUCCAUUGGCAUCGCCAGGUUCGACGUUGAUAAGGGACUUAUGCUUGGCAAGGAUGACAAGGCCUGGAGUAUGUACAUUGACUACCAGAGAAGCUGGUUCAUCCACCGAGAUGAACACACCAACCGCACUGACGGGGGCAUCAAAUGCAGCUCAGUGAUUGGCUGUAUACUGGAUCUCAACAACCACACCCUCAGUUACUUCAUCGAUGAUGAACCUCAUGGACCAAUCGCCUUCACCGACCUCCACGGUGUCUUCUUCCCCGCUGUCAGCAUCAACCGCAACGUCCAGGUCACACUGCGCACCGGUAUCGAGCCACCUGUAGAAAGUGAAGGAAGUGCCAGUGAUGAAGAGUGAGAUGUAAUGGUCCUUCCUACUGGCUCCAUGUUUAGUCAUCAAUUCUGAUUGGCUCACAGGCUGACAUAAGACUGUAAUGCCAGUGUGGUUUGUUCAUAGACAAAAUCAGAAAAUCAAAUUGGUUCACCUGUACUAUCUUAUUUAAGAUCCUAAUUUAUGAGAAAAAAGUAUCAAAAUAUUUUAUGAAAGUUGAUGUUGCAGAUGCUUUAAUAGAAGGUAGCAUCAUCCUUUAUGAUGUAUUGCUAGUGAUGUAUAGUACAUCCAAGUCCAUCCAAGUACAACGUACCGCUACAUCAUGUAAUACCAUAGCAAUACAGGGGGAUGUUUCCAUCACAAUACACUGAAACACCUACAAAUGCAGUCAAUAACCACCAGAAUAAUUCCUUGAAACCAUUUGUGAAGGUUACUAUGCGUCAAUUAGUUUUAUGACUGGAUACAGAAAAUACUUGGUUCUAGCAAGGUUUUUUUCCAAGCUUUGCCUUGUUAGGUCGAAUACAGACAGUGACAUAAUAAUGAGACCAUGCUAGCUUUUCCCAGUAAGAUGGGAAGGUAUAUUUGGGUAGCCUACUGUUUAAGGUGUUCUCUCAGGAUGCUGAAGGCUCAGGUACACAAGGAUAAGUCCAUGCUAGCUGUUUCCAGCACUGUCUGAUCUGGGCCCUCCUGUGUAGAGCAUUACAGAAGGAUAAGGCCUUGCUAGCUUUAUCCAGUUCGCUCUGAUCUGGGCCUUCUAGUGUAGAGAGUCAUACAAGGAUAAAGCCUUGUUAGCUUUGUCCAUAUGGCCUGAUCUGGGCCUUCAAUUGUAGAGAGUAACACACAGAUAAAGCCUUGCUAGCUAUGGUCUGAUCAUACUGUGUCUGUGAUGCCUCAUCCAUCAGUCGUCUUCAGCUAUAUUCCCAUUGUUUCCACAUUAGUAUUUAAUUAACAUGACAAAUGAGUCAGCAUAACAUAUCGUAUGACCGUGUAAUACUCUUAAAUGUUCGUCAUGAUAUUUAGGAUACUACAUGUCAGAUGUUUAGGUAUGGUAUAACAUAGAGUAUAUAUACAUAUAUAUUUAUUAAUAUACUUAAACAAUGUUGAUAGAAUUAUAAAGUACCGCACAGACUCAUCUCAUUGUGUGGCAAAGAGAAAUGUACAUCUCUAAGCGCACUUGUAUGCCAGAAUGAGUGAAUAUUUGGUCAAAAAGUUUUUUAAAUGUUUUAUACCAGUGCUGUAUUUUUUUAGAACAUUUAAUUGAUAUUUUAUCAGGUACUGUUUUCGAGACAUCAUUUCAACAUAGCAUGCUCCACCAAUGCCAGAGUUUGUGCAUCACUCAUAUUUUAUACAUUUAACAUUUAGUCAUCCACAUGCUCAUUGGGAAAGAAUACAUCAGUUGGAGUACUUUUUGCUCAACACUAUCUCUGUCAUAUACUGGACUUGAUAAUGUUUCCCUGGAGACAAUGCCAAACAAGCACCGGUACUAACAAAAAGUAAGAUGAUAAUGACAGGUUUUAGCUAAAUGGAUUUGCCUUUGUCUGUUUUGUUAAAUGCGUAGAGUUACUAUGUAUGUAUGAGAAAUAAUUGACAAAUUGUUAAUUUGAGACAAUACGUUUGGGAAGCUUUUGUGCGUGACGGUCUGUGGAUGGAUUACAGCAAGUAGCAUGUACUCUACAUUGAUAUAUAUACCAUAUACAUUAUAGAGACAUAAAAUUAUGUUUGACAUUUGCACAGGUUUGACCAUAAAACACCUACCUCAGACGGUUGUAUCAACAUUGAUUUUCUUCUUCUUUUUGUUAUUAAUUUUUUUGUAUUUCAAAAUAUUCAUUUCCAUUUACAACCAAGCUCAUGUUCUCCACACAACUUCUGUCUAUGUGACAUCUUUCACAAUCUCAGCAAAGUUCUAUACUCUAAGUAGGAACAGUGUCAGAUGAAACAAUCUCAUAGUUAUCUCCCUUUGUUUGCGACCAUGACAGUAUGUGUAUAUCAGUACAAUAACACGCCUGUGCACCAACAGUGGUUUGUUGUAUAACUAAGGCAGAUUGAGGCCUCAUAUUGUUACUCCAGCUAGUCCCUAUGUAAUAACUGACCACCUUUAGUGGCAUGAUGUCAGACCGUUCUAAAAAUCUCCAUCCCAAAGAACACAGGAAACUUUAUGAACCUUUUCCAGAUAAUUCAAGGAAACAAUUCGUUACAAGAUUGCUAAGAAAACAUGUCAGGAGAAACAUUUUACAAAUUUGUAUAACUGUGUAUGGUUUUCAAUUACAACAGGUUUGAUUAGGUAGAACGUUUAUAAGAAGUUCUUCUUAAUGAUGAUGAUUAUCUUUAUUUAUUCAAAUCUUUAUCGUGGUCAGGCUUGGUGACUCAAUUGAUGCAUGUCAUCAUAUAUGAACUGUGUAGAUUGAUGCUCAUUAUGUCCAUUACUGGAUUGUCUGGUCCAGACUCAAUUAUCAUGGCUGGAUUAUUGCUAUGCGCAGUGUUAAACAACACAUAAACAAUGAAAUCUUAAUCAGGCAAUUAUUUACUUUGUUUUAGGUUGGCAUUAAUGUUUACAGCACAACUAUGACAUUGUGUUCAUCUGACAUGUCUGGUGAUCAUAUUAAACUCUUAAUCUGUGAUUCUUUUACAUGAGGGGGCACAGGUGACCAAGUCAUCUAAGGGGCUGCAAAUUGCUGUGCAGAGUUGCAUCCCUUACGCCCGCCGGAAACCUAUAACUGUGGGUUUGAAUCCCAGUUCACCCCCAUUAUGUUUCUGGAUUUGUCAGCGCCAUACUCAUGCUUAUGGGUUUCACCAAAUUGGUAAAUGGCAGAGAUCUGCAUCACUUCAGGCUUUCCUCCCACAUCAAACUGACAUGUCAUGACAUAGCUGGAAUACUGUUAAAGCAGCUUUAAACUUAAUUCACUCACUCACUCUUUGACAAGAACAUAGUCAUGUUUCUUUGAGCAGUCAUUGCUACUCACCAUCAAUUCACUCACUCACUCUUUGACAAGAAAGUAAUCAUGUAUCUUUAAGCAGUCAUUGCUACUCACCAUCAUGAAGGCUUUACGAUAACAUUAUUAACAAACAUUAAGAUAACACAACAUGACCAAGAUCAUACAUCUGGUGCCAGAAUGGGUGCCGUGACCAAUACAAAACUCAAGGUUAUAACCAAUUUGCUUUUAUUCAAAGCGUUUUGACAAUAGUGGAUUUUGUGUGUAACCAGAGUAGAUCAGAUCCCAGACUUGAAGUGUGGGAGUGCCUUUGUUUGUGUACAUUGUGUGGCAUAUAUCAUGAUUUUAUGAGCAUUUUAUAUUUUAUAAAUACGACUUUACAACAUGCUGUAAGUUUAUUUACACUGCAAUACAUACUGUUAGAUGAGAUGAACCUGUGUGUAUUGAAUCUACCCUGCUUGUGGUUGACAUGACAUGAUUACAGUAGUUGUGAGGAAAGUAUCAUAUGCUAUAGCAUCAUGUUACAAUAUUUGAUGUAUUAAGCUCCAGGGCACAUAAUAAGUUGUUUGGAAACUAGCAUGUUUUGUAAUAUCUUAGGUACUGUAUGAAAUGUUUUAAGUGCCUAAGGCACACGCAACAGUUUAAAGGAUGGGUACUUGUUUUAAAUAAUUACCUCAAUUCAACUAGGUUAAGCUUCUGAUUACUUUCACAAAACAAAUUUUGAUAUACAUUAAAAAUAUAACCAGAAGGAAGUCAGUGCCUGUUAAGAUCAUUACAAAAAAAAUUAUAUCAAAUUUAUUGAAAUAGGAUGUUUAAUACAUCAAAUAUGGUCUUUAAGGGGAUUGUCUCUUCACAAAAACGUUGUGUACACAGUCCUGUUAGCAGGGUAGAUAGUUUGUCUCACUUGAUGCUAGUCAUGUGACCAUGAAUACUCGUGCUGUAUGUCAUCAUAAUCAUCCAUGUCACUUUCAUUUGGUUGUGGGUGUAACGUUUACACAAUGUUUUCAUGAUGAUAGAAAUCAGUCUGUUCUGUUUGAAUCUACAUAACCUAGCAGUGAUGAUGUUUGUGAACUAUAGUGCUUAAGUUUGUAACCAUCCUUGAAAAACAGAGAUAGUUGUCAGUAAAACAGUUCAUGAUAUGACUGACAAUAAUUCAUGUAUCAAAUACUGUUGCAGAAACUUCACCCUUCAUAAGCGAUUCUAUUGUCAAGUUGAAUAGGUGCAUAUUUUGGCAACAGAACACCCAAACACAUCAGUCCAGCAAAGCCAGACUCCCUAUUUCACAAAGUUUUGGUUGAACAGUUACAACAGUUAAACACUUUCUUGGGCAUAUUUUGGAAGAGAGAAUGCUAUCCUGUAUGUUCAAGGAUGGUUUUUCACGAGUGUUGACCAUUAUAGAAAUACCAGAACUAUGCCGUGUUCUUGGAGAGGUCAUGUUGAGAUGAUUGUUAGGUAAGCAGACUGCCUGCUCAGAAAGUAGGUGGGAUGUGUAUACUUUGUGUUCUCUGAGCUUCUCUGUGUUCUCUUGCAGAAUUUGUUAGCUUGAAGAAACUCAGGUUUUUACUUGCAUUGACUCUUGUGUUUUAUUGAAAACAUUUCGUCCUAAUUAUGAAAUGGCUAUUAAUCUAUUUACAUUAAUAAUAAUCAAAAUGCUCUUUGAGAAUGUUUUUUUUAACUUUUAUAGUGAUUUUUAUUUAUUGAACUUUAUAUAACAAACUUUUUUUUUCUUUUUUUGUAAACUUAGAUUUGUUUUAUCGUGGCUAGAGUUUAUCUCUAAUUUCACUUUAUUUUUUAAAAAGUGGUACAACAUUAAAAUUUUGAAGUCUUAUUCAAACAUCUUUUUAUGUUUAGCUUGGUAUAAUGAGAGAUCUGAUUUACAAUACAGAACUCUGAAUUUUACUGUUUAUAUACAGAAGCUCUGUAAUCUUUCUCUUUGCAUAUGUUUUUGAUUACAUAUUUAUCUGUUGAUUAUAUGAACAGUUGAAUUUUGAUUCAUUAACAAAGGGAUCCAAUUUGAUGUCUUUGGAUUUUGAUUUGUACAUAGUUUAAUUGUAAGCCAGUUGAAUUUUGUGUUAAAUUUGUACAUUGCCUUUGCUAAAUGUAAAUAUCUUCUUUUUGAACACAAACAGCAUAGGUGCCACAGUGGAACAGUUCCACUAGCUUGAGUUUAUUGUGUAUAUUAAUCAACAAAGAUGUCUGGCUCCUGUUUACCGAUUCUGGUUCUGAUAUAGGUCAUGUAAAAAUGUAUAGCAUCAAAUAUUUGUCAGUUUCAAUUCUUUCUCUAUGUGCCAUAGAGCUGUGUGUUGGAUGUCUAUUAAAAAAAAUAGAACCAAGAUGGCUGUCUUGGUUUGUGAUGAUUUUGAAUUAUAGGAAUUAGAACUUGCCCCCUGUAUAUUUUACAGUUCAUUUCCUACCAACCUUGGGGUUUUGCUGUUCAUAUUUUAUGUCCUGAGAAUCAACCACAUUGUAUUUAUUGUACAUGUUUCUAGCGUAGCGUAGAUUGUUCGUGAAUCCAUAUUGUCUCAUUAUUUAUGGCUUACUGUAGGUCUCUAGAACCAAAGACAUUUUGUUUACCAUGCAUCAUUUGUGCAAUGAAUAAACUUUCAGUAA
Haliotis rufescens (red abalone) is the source of this 7733-nucleotide messenger RNA. RefSeq names its product E3 ubiquitin-protein ligase TRIM9-like. Gene Ontology annotation, molecular function: zinc ion binding; protein binding. The transcript has 9 exons. Bases 142 to 2220 code for a protein of 692 amino acids. Lineage: Eukaryota; Metazoa; Mollusca; Gastropoda; Lepetellida; Haliotidae. The record is from RefSeq and is a predicted model, not a curated record.